This is a messenger RNA of Branchiostoma floridae (Florida lancelet), 1037 nucleotides long. RefSeq names its product golgin subfamily A member 7-like. The transcript is spliced from 5 exons. Gene Ontology annotation, biological process: peptidyl-L-cysteine S-palmitoylation; protein targeting to membrane. Gene Ontology annotation, cellular component: palmitoyltransferase complex. The coding region runs from base 130 to 567 and encodes 145 amino acids. Lineage: Eukaryota; Metazoa; Chordata; Leptocardii; Amphioxiformes; Branchiostomatidae. The record is from RefSeq and is a predicted model, not a curated record.
GGAAGAACCUGGAGGCCGCCAUGUUGGAUGGAACAGUAGAUUACCCAGCAUGCCCCUGAGUCUCGCGAGAAAGGACGAGAAAGAACGUGAACUCGCCGGAAGGACCCGGAUGUAGCUAGAUGUGAAGAAAUGGCGGAGGCUCACAGGAUGGACGAUGUGGCACGAACCCCGCCCGCAGCACCCAACAUUCAGAAGGUUUUCAUCCAGCGGGAUUUCUCCGAAGGUACAGGCUGCAAGUUCCAGUCCAAGUUUCCACCAGAACUGGAAGGGAGGAUAGAGAGAACAGCGUUUGAAGCCACGAUCACCAGAAUCAACGAGUUGUUUGGCGAAGCAGAGCGCGUGGGAGGAGCCACUUACUGCGAGGGGUGUAUGGGGUGUUUGACGGCAUACCUCAUCUAUCUUUGUAUCGACACACAUUAUGAAAAGGUUCUGAAGAGGAUAGCCCGGCACAUCCAGGAGCAGAAUGAGAACAUUUACAUCCCCAGAGGCCUACAACUGGUGGAUCCCAUCGAACGAGGGCUCAGAGUUCUUGAAAUCGUUAUUUAUGAUUCUCCAGUGGGGAGAUAGGACAGCCGACAUGCAGCAAGACACAUCCACAUUAACUAAGCAGUUUGUUAUACAUGUAAUAGGAAUUCUAGACCUUGAUUUGGCCAGUGUCCUCCAUGCACAAUUAUAGGUGUCAUUAUCCCUUGUGCACAAUCAACUGAUGUCAUCAUCAUUUGUGUAUAAUCUGUAGGUCCUGGUGUCAUCAUCCUUUGUGCACAAUUAUGUAGUGUCAUCAUAAUUUGUGCACGAUCAUUUGGUGACACCAUUAAGAUUUGUGUACACUCUUGAAAAUGUGUCAUCAUCCUUUGUGUGCUAUCAUUUUUUUUGUGUCAUCAUUAUUUGUGCACAAUCAUUUGGUGUCAUCAUCCUUUGUGCACAAUCUUUUAGUGUCAUCGUCCUUUGUGUACAAUCAUUUGGUGUCAUUGUCUUUUGUGCACAAUCAUUUGGUGACACCUUUAAGAUAUGUGUACACUUUUAAAGGUGUCAUCAUC